Dentiscutata erythropus is the source of this 247-nucleotide messenger RNA. NCBI's taxonomy places the organism in Eukaryota, Fungi, Glomeromycota, Glomeromycetes, Diversisporales, Gigasporaceae. The record is from the annotation of a GenBank genome assembly.
AUGUCUGGAUUUUGGUCAAUAUUUGGAGCUCUCGUACAAUGCUAUAGUCUGCAACCACCACCUUAUGAAACUUUCAGGUCGCAUUAUAAAGUAGCAUCGCCGGACGAUGCUUCUGCAGCAAUACGUGGUGAAUUUCCUGAACCAGUAUAUAAACCUAAAGAUGAUGCUACAUCCAAAUCUCUAGUUGAGAAACAUCUUCAUGUUGAAGAAAUUAAAAAAACUGAAAAAAAGACUAAACUGACCAAAG